Laetiporus sulphureus 93-53 is the source of this 827-nucleotide messenger RNA. Its product is annotated as proteasome subunit alpha type-3. Gene Ontology annotation, cellular component: proteasome core complex, alpha-subunit complex; nucleus; proteasome core complex. The transcript is spliced from 7 exons. The coding region runs from base 1 to 744 and encodes 247 amino acids. Gene Ontology annotation, biological process: ubiquitin-dependent protein catabolic process. NCBI's taxonomy places the organism in Eukaryota, Fungi, Basidiomycota, Agaricomycetes, Polyporales, Laetiporaceae. The record is from RefSeq and is a predicted model, not a curated record.
AUGACCUCUAUUGGAACGGGUUACGAUCUCUCAGCUAGUACCUACUCCCCCGAUGGCCGCAUCUUUCAAGUCGAGUAUGCAAACAAGGCUGUAGAGAACUCGGGUACCGCCAUCGGGUUGAGAGUGAAGGAUGGCGUAGUAUUGGCCGUGGAGAAACUCGUUCACUCGAAACUGCUCGUACCAGAGACGAACCGGCGGAUACAGACGAUUGAUAGACACAUAGGUCUGGCUUCAUCUGGUCUGCUCGCUGAUGGCCGACACUUAGCGAACCGUGCAAGAGAUGAGGCCGCGAACUACAUUGAUACGUGGCGAGCACCGGCACCGUUGAAAGAAUUAGUAGAUAGAGUUGGAGGAUAUAUUCAAGCAUACACACUCUACUCAUCCGUUCGACCGUUUGGAUGCAGUACCAUCCUCGGUGGGUUUGACAAGACAGGUCCUGCGCUAUAUGUGAUCGAGCCUAGUGGUAUUUCAUAUGGAUACCAUGGUGCGGCAAUUGGCAAGGGACGUCAGCUCGCCAAGACAGAGCUGGAGAAGCUGAAGCUCGCAGAACUCUCGGCCCGGGAGGCAGUUUUCGAAGCUGCUAGGAUCAUUUACCUUGUUCAUGAAGAUGCGAAGGAGAAGGAAUUCGAGCUCGAGAUGUCUUGGAUAGGUGACGAGACUAACGGUAUACAUCGACCAGUACCCAAAGACCUCUUUGUUGAGGCCGAACAGAAAGCAAAGGAGUCACUGGAGAAUUUCGAGUAGAAGACUUGUAUUUCGUGAUGUGUUGCUAUCGGACUUGCUUUGCCUGGAGCUUUCAAACUGAGAAUCGCGACUUAUCGGAGCAU